AUGAAAAUAGAUGGAAAUCAACAAACCUUUACCUAUAGAAGCGGUCUGUGGUCAAACAAGGAAACAUUCCAACCAACAAAUUUAGAUUUGGAUGACAAAGAAGCAAAAUUGGCUUCGUACUGGACACUACCAUUUACUGAACUUCGUUUGGGAAUGAAAGUAGAUGGAACGAUCAGGUGGAUCACCCUCGGCUACAGCGCAUCAUCUCUCUACAGUAUUAUUGCUGAUGGAAAGUACAGAAGUACGAGUAUUGGUGAGAAUAUGUGGAGAAGUCUACUGCCAACGUCAUCUCUGCAGGACAAUUGCAAUAGGGAAGGAUUCAACACAAGAGCCACUCGCCCACGCUACAUCUUAAAUCAUGCUGGAGCUCGUUUGGGAUUUCUUGCUAACGUGACCGUUGUAGCAACAUCAGACGCGGAAGAGACGGUAAUUACACAUACGAAAGCAAAGACUGCAAAAACAGUUGCUGUUCAGGUAGAAACACGUUGUACACAUAUUUCAGGUGUUCCUGGAGCUGCUGGAGCUGCUGGCACUCCUGGUGCUCCCGGCGCUCCUGGUUAUCGUGGCGAUCGUGGAAGUCCUGGUCCAGGAGGACAAAGAGGAGAAAAAGGGGCAACAGGAAAAGUUGGCCCAAAAGGUGUCCCAGGCGAAACCGGAGUUAAGGGUCCGACCGGACCGAGGGGGCCACAAGGCGUUUUCCGUUUAAACGUGUGCUCUAAUGACAGAAAGGGUAUGAUGAGAUAUAAUCAGCAAGUAAAGGAGGUAGAGUAUUGUGACGGUAACAGCUGGGUGAUCCAGUUGUUACUGACACCCGGCAGCUCGUCUUUGUUGCCUGCGACAUCGUGUAGGGAAAUAGCACUCUAUUACAAGUCUUCUGCCAAAAAUGGAAAUCAUUGGAUUAAACCAUCUUACAAUAAUCUACCGUAUCAGGCAUUCUGUGAUGCUAAUGAAGGUUGGACUCUAAUCAUGAAAAUAGAUGGAAAUCAACAAACCUUUACUUAUAGAAGCAAACUGUGGUCAAACAAAGAAACAUUCCAACCAACUAAUUUGGAUUUGGAUGACAAAGAAGCAAAAUUUGCUUCGUAUUGGACACUACCAUUUACUGAACUUCGUUUGGGAAUGAAAGUAAAUGGAACCAUUAGAUGGAUCACCUUCAGCUACAGCGCGUCAUCUCUCUACAGCCUCAUUACUGAUGAAAAGUACAGAAGCACGAAUAUUGGUGAGAAUAAGUGGAGACCUUUACUGCCAGCGUCAUCUCUGCAGCAAUUCUGCAAUAGGGAAGGAUUCAACACAGGAGGCACUAACGGUCAUAGAAGAUCAAGCUACUUAAGUUAUGCUAGAGCUCGUUUGGGAUUGCUUGCUAGCAAUUCAAACAAUUGUGAUUCACCAGAUUCUUUUCUUGGCUUUGGAACAGAGUACAGCCACAAAAGCAUCAGAAACAGUGCUGGAAACUACAAUGGACGAGUAAAUACUAGAGCAAUUGCCUAUAUUAUGGCACGAUGAGACGCUGCACUACGUAAAUGCAUGAUAGCAAUUAAACAACUGGAAUUGUACAAUUGGUUUUCUGCAAGUAUAUCCACCAAUUGUUGUAGCAGGGCAACUAUAUAUAUAUAGUCUAGUUACACUAUAUGCU
This is a messenger RNA of Corticium candelabrum, 1633 nucleotides long. RefSeq lists its product as uncharacterized. The record is from RefSeq and is a predicted model, not a curated record. Lineage: Eukaryota; Metazoa; Porifera; Homoscleromorpha; Homosclerophorida; Plakinidae. The transcript is spliced from 9 exons. The coding region runs from base 1 to 1503 and encodes 500 amino acids.